CACUUCUCCUUGCUCUGCUCUCCGGUCUGACCGCCUUUAAGCUACGUUCGCCUCACGAAGAUGGCCGUCGGCGACCCCGAGGCGUUUACCGUGUACGGAUGGAUAGUCUGCGUGUGGGUUCUCAUCGUCUCCUUCCAGUAUGGAUUCCACAUAUCCAGUCUCAACCAAAUUUCCGGAGUCCUCACUUGUCGCAAGACUGAGCCUGACCUGCCGUCCACGUACUACGGCCUUCCCACAUGCAUAGCCAUGGACGACGCCACUUUCUCUGUCCUCACCUCCGUAUACACCGUCGGAGGUCUUCUAGGGAGUCUCGGCGCGAAUGUCGUCAUGGACCGUUGGGGACGCAAGGGCGCAUGUCUCGCUAGCGCCUUCGUUAUGGCCGUCGGAGCAGGCUUCAUGGCCGUUUCAGCCACGCUACCGCCUCUGAUCAUCGGCAGACUUCUCACUGGUGUUGCUGCGGGGUUGGGCCUGUGCGUCGGGCCUAUCUACAUUUCCGAAAUUGCCCCCACCAAGAUCAAGGGAGCCGUCGGCGUGCUCACCCAGUUUGCCAUCGUUGUCGGCAUCAUGAUCACCCAGGCAAUGGGCCUGCAGCUUGCGACGCCCCGCACUUGGAGACUGGUCUUGCUGUUCUCGUCCGCGCUGUCCCUCGCACAGCUUCUCGCUGGACCUAUGAUCGUCGAGUCUCCUGCUUGGUUGAAUAGGCAUGGCUUGCUCCGUGAUAAAGCCGCUAGCGCACGUAGGUUGUGGAAGAGCGGACACGCGAUUCAUAGCCCGGAUGUCUCGAACGAGGACGCGGAAGACCCGCUUCUCGGUGCUGACGAGGAGAGCACCUCGCUAAACCCUGCCCGUCGCGCGGACGAACACGAGGCAGCAGUGAAUGUGCCCCAGGUUCUUUUGCGGAGGGAGUUCCGGAAACCGCUGGCCAUAGUAUGUUUCUCCAUGCUCUGCCAACAACUGUCAGGUGUCAACGCGGUGCUAUAUUACAGCAACAACAUCCUCUCCAAGGCCCUCCCCGAUGUUGGGCCAUACGUCUCGCUCGGGAUUACAAUUGUGAACUUCUUCAUGACGGCCGCACCGAUAUUCCUCAUCGACCGUCUGGGCCGCAAGAAGCUUCUGUCGCUCUCGGCAACCGGAGCCAUCGUGUCGUUGGUAGUAGUCGGCUUUGGCCUGGACAGCGGCGCAGUUCUGCUCGCCAGCACCGCCAUCAUCACCUUUGUUGCGUCGUUCGCUAUCGGUAUUGGCCCUGUGCCAUUCGUGAUGAUACCAGAGGUGUCGCCUCACCAGGCUGUCUCCGCGCUCUCCUCUGUUGGCCUCUCGCUCAACUGGAUUGCGAACUUCCUCGUCGGACUGGUCUUCCUGCCCCUGCGCGACUUCCUCUCGAACGGGGACGUGGAGAAGGAGGGCCGGGUCUUCUACGUGUUCGCAGCGCUGCUGUCGUUCUUCACGUUCAUGCUCUUCGGGCUGUACAGGGGCUAGAAGUCAUCGGUAAAGCUGGGACCUUCUUAGGAUAUACUCUGCGAGUAAUCAGGACUGCUGUUGUACAUCUCGCUUUGCUGUCGCAUUAUCCCCGCUGUAUAAUAUUGGACUAGAUGUUGUCUG
Molecule: messenger RNA, 1599 nt
Organism: Trametes versicolor FP-101664 SS1
Lineage: Eukaryota; Fungi; Basidiomycota; Agaricomycetes; Polyporales; Polyporaceae
Product: general substrate transporter
Exons: 11
Coding region: 61-1476 (471 amino acids)
Biological process (GO): monosaccharide transmembrane transport
Cellular component (GO): membrane
Molecular function (GO): hexose transmembrane transporter activity
Source: RefSeq, a predicted model, not a curated record